GGCAUAUCCAUUAUCUCUAGGGCACUGGGGUGGGGGGAGCUCUCACUGUGAGGGGGCUGCUCUGGCAGGGCAGCAGCAGGGGAGCAAAGGUCACAUCAGUGGUGCUCUCACUCCCGCCAGACGUGAUGCCCAUGCUGGACCCUAGCCAGCUCGUCAUCCGUGAGAUGCAGGAAGAUGAGGAGCAGAUGGUUCUGGAGCUGCUAAAGGUCUGGGGAGGGGCCAGUCAGUGCCUGUCUGUCCGGCCUUGGAGCUGUCUGUCUGUCCGUCCAAGCUCUAACCCUCUGCCUGCCUUUAGCACCUGCCCUGAUGGGUUCAAGGACACGGAGAACCGGCUGAUCCUGUAUGUCCUGACACGGCCCCUGGCACUGCUGCUCCUGGCCGUGGUGAGCAGCGGCCUCCGCUUCCUGCUCAACUCCUUUGUAGCGGCGCUGCUGGGGCCCGUGCUCCUCACCAUCCUGGCCCUCAAGCUGCUGCUGCGGCGCUCGCCGGACCUCGGCUGCCUGGGCGCGUACUACCGCUCGGGGCAGCGUGGGCUCUGGGUGGCGGUGUACGACGGCGACGACGUGUGCGGCUGCGUGGCGCUGCAGCCCUGCCCGCAGGGGGUGACCCGUACGGCUGAGCUGAGGCGCUUGGCUGUCAGCCGCUGGUACCGGCGCUCCGGCGUGGGGCGCCGCCUGCUGGCCUUCCUGGAGGCCCAGGCCCGGGCCCAGGGCUACGAGCGCGUGGUGCUCUACGCUGCUGUGGUCACCAAGGCUGCCAUCGGCCUGUUUGAGAGCAGCGGCUACCGCCCCACCGGCGGGCACAGCUGGCUGGGCUACACCAUCCUGCAGGAAUUCAGCAAGGAGCUCUAGCACCCCCUGCUCCCCUUCUGCGGGGUCGGGGCAGUGGCUUGUAGGGAGCAAAUCUGGCCAAGGGCUGGUGGGCCGCAUCCGGCCUCAUGCCCAGGAGUCCCUCUGCUCCAUGGACAUGGGAUUUGGGGUGCGGCAGCCCCGGCCUUCGCUCCCAGGAUGGCAGUGCCACCUCUUCCUUGACUGGAAACAGCCUGUUUUGGAUGAGUCCCUUGCCGGAGCUUCAGCUGGACAAGACUGGCCGGACCUGAUUGUGACUGUUGCGGGGGG
Molecule: messenger RNA, 1118 nt
Organism: Mauremys reevesii (Reeves's turtle)
Lineage: Eukaryota; Metazoa; Chordata; Testudines; Geoemydidae
Gene: NAT14
Product: N-acetyltransferase 14 (putative)
Exons: 3
Coding region: 126-851 (241 amino acids)
Molecular function (GO): N-acetyltransferase activity
Source: RefSeq, a predicted model, not a curated record